This is a messenger RNA of Mugil cephalus (flathead mullet), 6655 nucleotides long. RefSeq names its product proton myo-inositol cotransporter-like. The coding region runs from base 1676 to 3682 and encodes 668 amino acids. Gene Ontology annotation, cellular component: membrane. NCBI's taxonomy places the organism in Eukaryota, Metazoa, Chordata, Actinopteri, Mugiliformes, Mugilidae. The record is from RefSeq and is a predicted model, not a curated record. The transcript is spliced from 11 exons. Gene Ontology annotation, biological process: transmembrane transport. Gene Ontology annotation, molecular function: myo-inositol:proton symporter activity.
AGGAGAGAAACUCCUUUCAUGGGGACAUUGAUGCAGUGUUUUGCAUUGGAUGGAGAGAUCACAUACAAAAUAAAGAGACACUUGAGUAGUUGGUGGUCUCGACCCCAAUUACAACACGGAUUGACCUACACCUUAAGGUUAAGCCAGAAAGAACACAUCGCAGUGUGCGCAACAAACCACAAAAUGGCCAAGAAGUCCAGAAAGAAGAGCUCCCCUCCCCUUUUAUACUCCAGAGGACAGCUUAGCACCGAUCACCAAAAAAGGGUACCAGUGGCAGAUCUCUAGGGUAGGAACGGCAUCACACAAAUAAGUUAUGUGGCACCCGUCACAAGGUGGGAUGUAUAGGACAGUAAGUGAACACCUGUCCUGCAGCUAUUGUGGGGUGUCCCUUGUCUGCAUCGGUCAGCGCCUAUUAAAAGUUGCCCAAGCAUGGAAAAGCUCACUCUGUUACAGGGUCAUGGGUGGCCAAGGCUCACUGAUGUGUGCGUGUGCGGUCCGAUCCGACAGACGAGCCACUGCAGCUGUAACGGGCUGGAAAAAGCUCAUGGUAGUGAUGAUUGAGGAUCAUUCCAGGGUGUGCUGGAGUCAAAUCCAUGGAGGCUCUACCAUGCAACUCGCAAGACUUAAACGAUUGCUGCUGGUGUCUAGGUGCCUGAUACCUCUGCACACCUUCAGAUGUCUAGUGUAGCCCACGUCGUGACAGCUACAGUGUAAGUUAAGUGGUCAUCGUGUCACGUCUGAUUGUGGCAUCCAAUUCAGAUAUCCCUUUACUCUGUUAUAGAGGUUUAUCGAUUUUUCAUGGAUUACUGAUGCUGAGGGGACAUUUUGUCACUGUGGGGCCAUCUUUCUGUAAUUACUAUGUUAAGGUGAGAUAAUCCUUUAUUUAACCCACAGAAAGGAAAUUCAAUAUUGUAGCAGUAGACAGUUUGAGGAUAGUGCACACAGGAAAUAAAAGAAGUAAACAUUAAAUAAAUACAAAACAUGGAAAAUGAAAAAGGUCCAAAGCAACAUGAACGUGUAAUACCACUGUCCGGCCUGUAGGGGGAGGCCGCGUCCCAGUUUUACGAGGAGCAGCCUGUUGUGCACUGAAAAGUGUCUGUUUGAAUAUUACUACUAUUAAAUUAUUUCAGUAACCAGCAGCCGUAGUCAUCCUAUGAGAUAUAUCUAUAAAAUCUAUAUUUUCACAAGAUUAUUUUAUAUUUUACUGAUUUUAUCCGCCUUGGGCGUUUGCAUUUGCAGUAGACUAUAACUGUCUUCACGAUUUAACUCGGACGCUCCCCACAGAUGAUCCCCCUCUCUCCACUCCACGCUUCCAAAACAACAUUUCUUUGCGUCACGCCGACGCUGGCGGUGACGAGCCGCCCCACUACACUCCUCCUAUCUCACCUUUCCUCCACACUCUUCCCCCAACUCUCCCAUCAGGACCACGGGGACGCGAUGCGCUGACCUAACAACGAGGCUGCAGGGCAACUUCACUCCGCGGCUCGAGGUUCGGCUGUAGGGAAAAAAAAAAAAAAAAAAAGCACGCGGCGCGGCUGUGACUCCAAGGGGCCGAGGGAGGGGGGCGAAAUUAGUUGCGCGCGCGCGCGGGGGGGUUGAGCGUGUUUUUUUUGUUUUCUUCUCGGGAGCGUCAGACACAACUCAGCAGCCCCCUGUCCCGCGUCGUGGUUCCCAUAUGUCGCGCAAGCAGGUCGACCAUGACUACAACCUCCGUAGCAUGAGCAACCUGAUGAGCGAGCGGUGGAAAAAAGUGAACGACGGAGGGGAGCGGAGUCUCAUCAAGGCUCCGUCCAGCGCCAGCAUCAGCAGCCAGGGCGCCUCCGCCGGAGCUUCCGCGCCAGCACCUGGAGCUGGAGCCGGAGCCGGAGCCGGAGCCUCCUCUUCCUCCUCCUCCACCGCCAACACCAACACCACCAACACCGGGGACUUGGAGAGGGCUGCCCGCAAGCAGUUCCAGCAGGAUGUCACGCCCGGCUUCGUCUACGUCCUGGCCGCCUUCUCCGCCCUCGGCGGGUUCCUGUUCGGCUACGACACCGGGGUGAUCUCCGGGGCGAUGCUCCUGCUGAAGAGGGAGCUGGACCUGAGCGCGCUGUGGCAGGAGGUGCUCAUAUCAAGUACUGUGGCCGCGGCCGCCCUCUCAGCCCUGCUGGGCGGCUUCCUCAACGGGCUCUUCGGGCGCAGGGUGUGCAUCCUGCUGGCCAGCUUCUUCUUCACCGUCGGGGGGAUCGUCCUGAGCACCGCGCCCGGGAAAGAGGUGCUCCUGGCGGGGAGGCUCAUCGUGGGAGUGGGGCUCGGUAUUGCCUCUAUGACGGUGCCCGUGUACAUCGCCGAGGCCUCUCCGUCCCACCUCAGGGGUCAGCUCGUGACCGUUAACACCCUCUUCAUCACCGGGGGGCAGUUCACCGCCAGCCUCAUCGACGGCGCCUUCAGCUACCUGCAGCGCGACGGGUGGAGGUACAUGUUGGGCCUGUCUGUGGUCCCCGCCGUGCUUCAGUUCAUGGGAUUCCUCUUCCUGCCGGAGAGUCCUCGCUGGCUGAUCCAGCGCGGGCUCACCCAGAAGGCCCGCCGCGUGCUCAGCCAGAUCCGAGGCAACCAGAACAUAGACGAGGAGUACGACAGCAUCAAAAACAGCAUUGAGGAGGAGGAGAAGGACAGUGGAGGAGAUGGCCCGGUGAUCUGGCGGAUGCUGACCUACCCCCCGACUCGUCGGGCCCUCAUAGUCGGAUGUGGUCUCCAAAUGUUCCAGCAGCUUUCAGGAAUCAACACGGUCAUGUACUACAGCGCCACCAUCCUGCAGAUGUCUGGAGUGCGUGACGACAGACUGGCGAUCUGGUUGGCCGGACUCACCACCCUCAGCAACUUCCUGUUUACGCUGCUGGGAGUGUGGCUGGUGGAGAGAGUGGGGCGCAGGAAGCUCACCUUGGGCAGCAUCAUAGGUACGUGUUUGAGCUUGAGCCUGUUGGCCGUUGGUUUUCUGAUGGCUGCCCAGCACAGUCCUCCUGUCACCGUCCAUCCGUUGGACCCCACCAUGGCCAACUCUACCUGCUCCAAGUACCAGCUGUGCGAGCCGUGCAUGCUGGACCCUGGAUGUGGCUUCUGUUAUCGGGAGAACGCCUCGGCCCUCCUCACCUCCUCCUGUGUGCCAGUCAAUAAGGCCUCCACCGAGCACGCAGCGUGGGGCAGAUGCUCCAACUCCACCCUGAUGAAAGAUCAGACCUACUGGGCCUACAACUACUGUCCCACCUCGUACUCCUGGCUGGUUCUACUAGGCCUGGUGCUCUAUCUGGCUGCUUUUGCUCCAGGCCUUGGUCCAAUGCCAUGGACCAUCAACUCGGAGAUCUAUCCUCUCUGGGCGAGGAGCACAGGGAACGCCUGCGCCGCCGGAGUCAAUUGGACAUUCAACAUCCUGGUGUCUCUCACCUUCCUCCACCUGGCUCAGUACUUCACCUACUAUGGAGCUUUCUUCCUCUACUCCAGCAUGGCGUUGUUGGGUUUUGUCUUCAUCUACGGCUGCCUGCCGGAAACCAAAGCUCGUCGCCUGGAAGAGAUCGAGGCGCUGUUCGAGAACCAGCUGUGUUCGUGCGGGGCUACGGAUUCAGACGAGGGCCGGCAGGUCGAGUACAUCCGGGUCAAAGGUUCAAACUACCACCUAUCGGACAACGACGCAUCGGACGUCGACUAGGGAGAGCUUUAGCAUGGAUGGUGUCACUCUAGAUGUUUUGUCGUUGCUGAAACACGCAGAGUGGUCAGGUCUGUAAUAUAUUUCCUUAAUUUAUGAUGUGAGGAGCCACUGGUUAGCCUCACUGUGAGGUUGAGAAUUACAUUUUAAAAGACCUUGUGCUUCUGUCUGUAACACGAGUUAGCUCACCUUCAAAUCAGUCACUGCGAGAAACCCAGACAAAACGUGAUGCUUUGGCAAGAGUACGAAUGUUUUCGAUUAACCAUGAUUAACCACGUCUGCAAAUAUAUUUACAGAAGUCAACAACUUUGGCUUGGUCACACACAGGCAUAACAUAAAUCCAAUAAAGACAGCGUCUCCUUUGGGGGGAGACUUGGACAGGAAGCAUGACUGUUUAAAAUACGGAAUAUACAAAAUAUAAGGGACUCGUCCUCUGUCAAGGAAAACGCCCCUACAUUUUGUACAUUUGUAGUCUAAAUAACAUAUAUGAUGUUGUCCAUAAAAUAUAGAAAGAUGCAUUUCAUUUAGAACACCAAAUGAAAAAGGUGCAGUACGUGUGGUUCGUGCGUCCACGAAAACUUCUGUUGACCUGACAUUAACUUGUUGUUGCUCUAUAGUACCAUUUAUGCCUUUCUGUAUGAGACGCGUCUCAGUUAAAUGUCGUUUCGGCUUGUAGCAUAGCACACCGGUGUCAGUUCCCUUAUAAUGGCGGUCUUCAGUUCGUGCUCGGUCUUGAUAUAUUUUUUAUGAAAAAGCAAUCACCAGAGAUGCACAGUGUAUUGUUACAGUUUAACUCGUAUUGUCAGUGGGUGCCUAAAUAAAACCACUUACCACUGUAGUAGCACUGAAAGAACUGUAAGUUCUCUUGCUGUGGUUUGUAUAUUUAUUUAUUUAUUUAUUUAAAAUGUUUGAUUUGAUCUAAAUUUCUUCGGCAUAGCUAAUUUCUCAAACGUCUUGCUUAGUUGCCUCUACGAAAAUGCAGUCAGCGUGCUACUAACGACAAUGACCGCCACGCGUCACGAUGUUUGCGAAAAAACCUACGCUAUGAACCAAUGUGUUGUUUCUGGAUAUACUGCUCAUGAACUGUAAUGUCCAGCAAAGACCAACCAGUCUGUUCUAUCUGUAGCAGUAAAGUAAAGAUUUUUGAGUAUUUAAUUAGUUCUAACUUAUAAUAUUAGUGCCUGUGUAUUGUGAAGGUGCCUAAUGGCCAUUUUUUUCAGUCACAUUCCCCGUAGGUCUGCAUAGCUUUUUUUUUUUUUUUAAUUUAUUUGUGCAUAUUCUCAUUUCACCUGUGAUGAAAUGUUGUGUUUUUUGAACAUGAUUUUAUGCCUGUUUUUCGUCUUCCUCCAUAGCCUUAUGUACAAAUGGCAGAGCAUAUCAUUUAUGUGGUUCUUGUGUCAACAGUUGAGGCGUAGGGUUUAGCGUAAUUUGGCUAUGUUGUUUUGUAAAAACUGUGUGAGGUUAAAACCUGUUAGUUAAAUGCAAGUAGGCUUCUGUGUAGCGACAAAUGUUUGAAAGUGUGCAACAAAAUAACUUGCUACUGUGCCCAGUGAACGGGUUUCUCGUGGCGGAACAAGGAUAAUCUCUGGGUCUUAGCCCAACAUAGACUGCUAAGGUUUAUUUCUGCUUUUUCCUAAAGUUUUGAAAUAAGAAGUUGCCCUUCAGCCGCCAUGGCACAAUGUAGUGAGUAUGCAGGGAUGCGCUAACGUUUUAAGAUUUUUGGAUGAAGUAUUGUUACAAUUUUGGUAUUUUCAAGUCGUCACAAUGGCUACGUUUUCACGGACGAUACUUCAGCCCGACUGAAUUUGAUUCCCGCUUUAUCCAUCUUUUCAAAAACCGCCGCGGUCCUUUCAGUCCGCAGAUUCCUCCCCGUCAGGACAGUCCGUUCUGUUUGAGGUGGUUACAUGAGUCAGUUUUAUUCUGGUUUGGUAGUUGUUCACAUUAUUAGUGGAAUACGAGCGUCCAUGUAAACGUAGCUUAUGACAAAUGAGAUGUAUAAAAGGAGAUAGCGCCAUAGCACUCUCAUAAAUGACUAUAACCGUGUAGCAGACUAGCACCCUCAUGUGGAAAACUGUCAAUGUACAUGAUGAUUUAAAAAAAAAAAAAAAAGCUUUAAAAGGCCAACUCUUUAUUUACAAAUCAUUCUAUUCUAUAAACGCUGAUCAUUUUCCAAAUCCUUGCAUGCAUUUUAUGAUUGACUAAACUUCCUUGAAACUGGUCUGAAAUGAUUUCAAACAACGCAUAGCACAAAAGUACCAAAAAGUCAACUCAAAAAACAUAUGACAUGGUUUUGAAUAUGAUCAGCAGUAACGCUGUAAAGCUCCUGUAAUUUGUAGUUACGGGUUUGAAACAUCCAGGUCACAUCAUGUUCGGGAAUGAUGAGAAACAUCCUGAGAUGACAAACCUUUCUACGUUAUAACGCAGCGUUAGUCCAUCCCUGAAUUGAGCUAAACUUUACAUCUGAUGGAGACGGGACUGAAAGGAGGAGUAAAAUAACCAACUGUAAUCCGAAAUGUGCCAUUUUCUUUUCUUUUACUUUGCUCCCGGAUGAGUUGUCUUAAACCCACACAAAGUAGUUUUGUACUUAAAAGUAUUAUUACACAUGAACACGCGCGCACAUUAAGCUGUCCACUGACUGUGUAAUGAAAACUCGUGUCGACCAAAUAUUUAACGUGAUUGUUCUGAGGCAGCGCCGUGUCGAGGAUAACGUGGUGUUCGGCCCUUAACUCUGACUCCUCUUACCACCGCGGGGGGUGUUUAAUGUGUUUAUGGUCAAAUGGUUGCAAUUCUUUUGUAUGUGAACCAAUUACGUGUGUUUACAAGGAACAAGAAAAAUAAAAAUAAAAAAAGAGUGAUGUAUAGUAUAUUUGAUUAUUGUUCAAGCUGUAAAUGUUUUGCUAGAGUUUAUAUUAUAUAAAGAUAAAUAUCUUCAUGAACUCUUAUGUAUAUGAGGAAAGAAAUAAACUUAUGAAUCAA